Molecule: messenger RNA, 171 nt
Organism: Closterium sp. Naga37s-1
Lineage: Eukaryota; Viridiplantae; Streptophyta; Zygnematophyceae; Desmidiales; Closteriaceae
Source: the annotation of a GenBank genome assembly
CACUCUCGAAUCGCCAAGCCUCGCCAUCACGCAGCACGCAUUGCAGCUCGAAUUGAUCCGCGCCGCUGCUGAGUCUCUUCAAGGGCCGCGGAAGCGCGAUAGCACCGACAACCUAAUUAGAGGUCCCCUCAGUGUGUGCUCGCUCCUGCUUCCCUCACAUGCCUUACUGUG